Coffea eugenioides is the source of this 659-nucleotide messenger RNA. RefSeq lists its product as uncharacterized. Gene Ontology annotation, biological process: systemic acquired resistance. Gene Ontology annotation, molecular function: fatty acid binding. The record is from RefSeq and is a predicted model, not a curated record. Bases 64 to 420 code for a protein of 118 amino acids. The transcript has 2 exons. Lineage: Eukaryota; Viridiplantae; Streptophyta; Magnoliopsida; Gentianales; Rubiaceae.
GCUUGCACAUCACAGAAGAAGAAAGAUAUCACAGAAGGAGAAAGAAAUCACAGAAGAAGAGAGAUGAAGACUACAAUGAAGUACGUUUUUGCUCUGGGGUUCCUUGUGGUUCUGGGGAUUUCCUGCUUGAAUGGAGCAGAUGGAGCUGGAGAAUGUGGAAGAUCUUCUCCAGGCAUGGAAGCUAUGAAGCUGAUUCCUUGUGCAGAGGCAGCACAAGAUGCAAAUGCUCCAGUUUCUAGCGGCUGCUGUGCUCAGGUGAAGAAGCUGGGCCAGAAUCCAAAAUGCCUCUGCGCUGUGAUGCUCUCUGACACGGCUAAAAAUUCUGGGGUCAAGCCAGAAAUUGCCGUAACCAUUCCCAAACGCUGCAAUCUGGCUGAUCGUCCUGUGGGCUACAAAUGCGGGGCUUACACAUUGCCUUGAAGUCUUGAAGAUGGAAGAAUGAAGACUGCUAGCCAUAACGUUCCGCGUAUGAACUACAUCUGCUUUGGGUAGCAUGCAUGUAUUAAACACUUUCUGGCUAGUUUGUCUGGUAAAUAAUCUAUGUUAUGUCUGAAGCAUAUGUAUGAUUAAUGAUAGUCUACUGUCAUGUUUGGGCUUAUGUUUAAUAAUAACCGGUCUAAACACCUCUGGUGUUUGUAGCAAAGCUUAUUAUGCUCACA